CAUUACCAGUGAGCUGCGGGGGAAGUCUGGAAUCUUCUGUCGUCCUCUGUAGGCAGCGUCUUGGGAUCGUUUGUUUGUAUUCACCCCUUUCAUUAGCGUCGCCUUUGAGAUGGCCCAGCGUCUUGCGUGUAGCGGCCGGCUUGGCUCUUCCUCGGCAGCAGGUGGAGGAGCCGGAGCCGUAGUAGUGGCUGUACCACCACCAGCAGCAACCGUGCCGGCCGGCGACUUCCUGCGUGGGCAUAAACUGCAAGGACCGGCGGUGUUGGCUGUAGAUCUUCCUCGAGCCAUUGGAACCGGCGAAACGCUGCCUGUCGCCAAGAAAAGGGGAGCCAUGAGCAGCUCCCUACCGUAUUUCUGCCAGGGAGAGGUGGUGCGGGGCUUCGGGAGAGGCUCAAAGGAGCUGGGCAUCCCCACAGCAAAUUUUCCUGAGCAUGUUGUGGAUAACAUUCCCACUGACUUAACUACAGGCAUUUACUUUGGAUGGGGAUGUGUCGGAGGUGGUGACGUUUACAAAAUGGUUAUGAGCAUCGGCUGGAAUCCUUAUUACAAAAACACCAAAAAAUCUGUGGAAACGCACAUUAUUCAUCGAUUUGAUGAAGACUUCUAUGGAGAAAUUCUUCGAAUAGUCAUUGUUGGCUACAUUAGACCAGAAAAAAGUUUUGAGUCGCUGGAUGCCCUUAUUGCUGCUAUACAUGGUGACAUUGAGGAAGCCAAAAGACAGCUGGACCUGCCGGAAUUCAGAGAACUCAGAGACGAUUAUUUUAACGCUGCAUCUCCUAAAAUAAUGAAUGGCCAUUAACCCAAGCUACCGUUGUGGCCACAUCCUACUUGGACACAUGUUUGGUUCUUGCUGGCUUUAAGGUUUAUUUUAUUUGUUUUAUUUAAAAUAGUGAAUCAAAUUGAAAUAGAAAAGUAUAAC
Messenger RNA from Spea bombifrons (plains spadefoot toad), 919 nucleotides. RefSeq names its product riboflavin kinase (gene RFK). Bases 110 to 799 code for a protein of 229 amino acids. The record is from RefSeq and is a predicted model, not a curated record. Gene Ontology annotation, molecular function: riboflavin kinase activity. The transcript has 4 exons. NCBI's taxonomy places the organism in Eukaryota, Metazoa, Chordata, Amphibia, Anura, Pelobatidae. Gene Ontology annotation, cellular component: mitochondrion. Gene Ontology annotation, biological process: riboflavin biosynthetic process; FMN biosynthetic process.